Molecule: messenger RNA, 744 nt
Organism: Vigna unguiculata (cowpea)
Lineage: Eukaryota; Viridiplantae; Streptophyta; Magnoliopsida; Fabales; Fabaceae
Product: plant/protein (Protein of unknown function, DUF538)
Source: RefSeq, a predicted model, not a curated record
UGUGGAGACCGUUUGGUAAGUGUGGAAGAAGCUUCAACUGUUUCGUCGCGUAUUUAUAUAUAUAUAAACCUGAAUAUUCGAGCCAAGCGGUGAAAAAGCCUCAAAAUUAUUCUCUGAUAUCUCCAAACUCAUCUAUAAUCAACACCAUAUAUAUAGGUGAAUUUAUACAAAAACUUGUAGGAACAGCAUCAGCACCGGAUUAGAGAUCUUUCAAAAAUGCAGAAAGCAAAAGCAAAGUGUUUAUUAACAGAGGAAUUGAAGUCGAAAGCCGAGGUUUAUCACGGGGACAAAGUUUGCAGGGAGAAGUUCUGUUUGUUGCUGGCAGAAAAAGGUCUACCUGAAGGGUUAUUGAGCCUUGAAAACAUUGAGGAAUGCGGGUAUGUGAAGGAAAUAGGGUUUGUUUGGUUAAAGCUUGAGAAGAAGAAGGAGCAGAGGUUUGAUAACAUGCAUGUCUGUUAUGAUUCAGUGGUGACUGCUUAUGUGGAGCCAAACAAGAUCAAGAAUCUCACUGGGGUCAAGGCCAGAGACUUUCUGGUUUGGUUCACUUUGAAUGAGAUUUGUGUUAGGACAUCACCAGAAGGACCUGUCAUCACCUUCAAAUCUUUGGUUGGUCUUUCCAUGUCUUUUCCAUUUUCGUUCUUCAAACCUGGGAAAUAAACCAGGGAUUGUAAUUAUUCAAGAACAAAAAAAUAGUAUUAAUUACAUGUUCUGUUAAUGUUGUGAUAUAGAAUUAUGUUUUAUCAA